Encephalitozoon cuniculi GB-M1 is the source of this 240-nucleotide messenger RNA. RefSeq lists its product as uncharacterized. The coding region runs from base 1 to 240 and encodes 79 amino acids. The record is from RefSeq and is marked provisional. Gene Ontology annotation, molecular function: RNA binding. The transcript has a single exon. Lineage: Eukaryota; Fungi; Microsporidia; Unikaryonidae. Gene Ontology annotation, biological process: mRNA splicing, via spliceosome. Gene Ontology annotation, cellular component: catalytic step 2 spliceosome; U5 snRNP; U2 snRNP.
AUGGGAUCGAAUUUGACGAAGUACAUAGAUUACAGAGUGAAGGUCAGGAUGAGGGAUGGAAGAUGGAUGGAGGGCACAAUGCUCGCAGUAGACGAAGAUGUAAAUGUAGUCCUUGAUGACUGUGAGGAGUUCCGCAAAGCAAAGAGAUCCAGGGAGUCGAGGCGUAGAGUUCUGGGAUUGGUUGUGGUUAGGGGAGACUUUGUCGUGGAUGUAGAGAUCGUCAGCAAACCAGACUCAUAA